Messenger RNA from Lactuca sativa (garden lettuce), 1179 nucleotides. RefSeq names its product RING-H2 finger protein ATL60. Gene Ontology annotation, molecular function: transferase activity. Gene Ontology annotation, biological process: protein ubiquitination. NCBI's taxonomy places the organism in Eukaryota, Viridiplantae, Streptophyta, Magnoliopsida, Asterales, Asteraceae. The record is from RefSeq and is a predicted model, not a curated record.
UAAUGGCUAUGAAUGGUCAAACUCAUGGCUACUUUGAAUUCUCCUUCGUCUUUAGCAAUUUCAUCAUCCUUAUAAUCUUCUCCCGUAUUCUCCUCAACCUCCAAUUUCAAUUCUCACUUCUGGGUUUUAUUUUCCAAUCAACUAAUCAAAGCUUUUCUAAUUCUUUAUAAAAGAUGAGUGAUCAAAGAUUAGUUGAUUCAAGUGUCUCGAAGAUCAGUGGGAGAGUCUUGAUGGCCACCAUCAUUGCCUUGUUCAUCGUCCUCAUCCUUGUUUUCUUGCUUCAUAUCUACGCCAAGUGGUUAUGGCACCGCCGUCAACAAGGUAUAGACGCCCACAACAACCACCAGCACUCUGGCGUCACUUCCCUCCGGCGUGGCCUCGACGCCUCCUUCCUCAAAACUAUACCAGUCAUACAAUUCGAGGCAAAAGACUUCAAAGACAGUUUAGAAUGUUCAGUUUGUCUAUCUGAAGUCGAGGAAGGAGAAAAAGCUCGAAUCUUGCCUAAAUGCAAUCAUGCGUUUCAUGCGGAAUGCAUUGAUAUGUGGUUUCAUUCACAUAUAACUUGCCCCAUCUGCAGAAACCCUGUUCAAGAAAAAACCCAAGUUUCGGUGGAGAGUUUACCGGAGAAUCAUCAAACACAAGAACAAUCGACAAACGGUGGGGAUUCACAUGGUGAUGAAACCGAAGUAAGCACUUUGACUUCUCAACUGGAAGAAGCCAAUAAUCAGCAUCAAGUUCCUAUUUUACCUUUCGAGCCACAUUCAUCUUCAUCAUCAUCGUCAUCAUUGUCAUCACAGACAAAUAAUGAUAGAGGAAAACCAGAUUUAGUAAUUGAUAUACCAAGGCAGGUUGUUAGUGACGAUGAUGUUGAGAAAACUCCAGUGUUUUCUGGAAUGAGGUCAUUAAGGAGAAUUUUGAGCAGCAGUAGAAGGUUUAAUCCUUUUAGCCCUGGUGAUAACAAUGCUGAAGGAGGUCAAAGUUAAUCGGUUGUUCAUUUAAUGUUAAUGGAUACAUUGUCCCAUUUAAUCUGUUUAUUUCUUGAUUUAAUUUGUCAAUUAUGUAGAAAAAACAACUGGAAAUAAAUGUUUGCUUAUAAACAUGUUUACAGAAUGCUCUCUUUGGCAUGUAUGUGAAUUUGCUUCCUAUAAAACAAAUUAAAUGAAGAUGAGAUUUUUACAA